AUGCAACAGGAAACAGCUCACCUCCCUACUGUCAGUGACACCGCCUUGGACAAUCCAGACCUCACGUUAUUCGUGGAUGGAUCGCGAUUCUCAGAUGCCUCUGGAAAAUUCCAUACUGGCUAUGCCGUCACGACCACUGACUCUGUCCUCGAGGCGCAGCCCCUACCAGCCUCGUGUUCGGCCCAGGAAGCGGAACUAAAAGCCUUAACAGCCGCAUGUAAACUUGCGGCAGGAAAAAGAGCUAAUAUUUUUUCUGAUUCCAGAUAUGCUCAGGGGGUGGCUCUAGACUUUGGGACUAUUUGGAAAACUAGAGGAUACCUGACUGCCACUGGGUCACCCAUCAAGAACGGCAGAUCCGUAGCUGAUCUUAUGGAAGCACUUACACUCCCUGAACAAGUGGCCGUUUUGAAAGUAAAAGCUCACGGCAGACUCACUUCCCCCGAAGCUAUUGGAAACCAUUUAGCUGAUACCACUGCUAAGGAAAUUGCUGUUGCACCACUACCCGAUGCACCGCCUCUUACAACGUCCACUCCUCUACUCCAAGUUACAUUCUUGGACAGUAUUGACAAACUACAAGCUUGCCAAGCCUCAGCCAGCACCGAAGAAAUCAACGGAUGGCUCAGCAAGGGGGCAACUUGUAAAGACGGCUUAUAUUCAUGCAACAAAAAACCAUGUAUACCAAGAAGCCUUUAUCCAUCUCUAGUUCAAUGGGCUCAUGGACCUACACACGUUUCAAAGAAUUUGAUGAACAACCUCAUCUCUAAACUUUACUUUGCUCCUGGAAUCACCACCCUCACUAGAAACUAUACCGCAGCCUGCACCAUCUGUGCUCAGUGUAACCCAGGUCGCAUGGAAAAACCACCAGUCUUAAAUUUGGCUAAACCUCUGUAUCCUUUUCAGCGCAUACAAAUCGACCAUAUACAGAUGCCCAGAUGCGGUAGGUUUGAAUAUGUGCUGGUCGUCGUCGACAUGUUCUCGGGGUGGCCAGAAGCGUUCCCAGUGGCUAAUAUGACCGCUAAAACCACCGCUAAGAAGCUACUUUCUGAAAUAGUUUGCCGAUACGGAGUCCCCGAGGUGAUCGAAAGCGAUCAGGGUCCCGUUUUCACGGCAUCUGUUACUAAAGACAUUUGGACUGCUUUGGGAGUGACCCUUCACUUCCAUACACCCUACCACCCCCAGAGUAGUGGUAAAGUCGAACGUAUGAAUGGUACUCUCAAAACCAAAAUGUUAAAAAUGUCCCAGGACUCGGGUAUGUUGUGGCCUGACAGUCUGCCUAUUGCUCUUUUCAGCGUUCGGUAUACACCGAGGGGGGUUAACAAUCUUUCUCCUUUUGAAAUCUUGUUUGGGUGUGCCCCUAGACUAGGUUGUUAUUUCCCACAGACCCUACAGUUACAGUUUGAUGUUUUAAAUGAAUAUGUAUGUCAAUUGUCCAAUGAAUUAUCUAAAGUGCAUGGUCAGGUGUUCUCCUCUAUUCCAGAUCCUACCUCCGUGGAAGGCUCCCAUUCAUUGGUGCCAGGUGACUGGGUUCUAGUCAAGAAAUUCCUCCGCAAAUCCUCUCUCGAACCCCGGUUUGAUGGGCCUUUUCAAGUCCUACUCACAACUGCCACCUCUGUGAAAUUGGACGGCAAGAACACCUGGAUCCACGCAUCCCACUGUAAAAAGUCCGCUCCUCCUGCCUCUCCUGCUAGUGACUCUGAUUCCGCUCCAGACUCCAUCUUACCUGCAUCACCAUGA
Molecule: messenger RNA, 1734 nt
Organism: Xenopus laevis (African clawed frog)
Lineage: Eukaryota; Metazoa; Chordata; Amphibia; Anura; Pipidae
Product: protein NYNRIN-like
Exons: 1
Coding region: 1-1734 (577 amino acids)
Source: RefSeq, a predicted model, not a curated record